AUGCCAAAAGGAUAAAAUAGUAGAAGUUAAAGCAAAUCAGGAAAAAGUAAAUAUUUUGAUAACUAAUUUAUUAGAAAGUGGAUAAGCUACAAAAAAAAUAAAGAAAUAAGUUUAAGCUGCUGCUUCUCCUGCAAAGGUUGAUGUUGCAACAACAGGAGCAGCACCAAAAACUCCAGUUGCAUCAGCUUCGAAAAAGUCUGCAAAAAAAUCAACUCAAAAAAGUACAUAGAAAAGCACAUAGAAAUCAGUAAAGAAGAGUGGAGCUAAGAACUCAGUUAAAAAAGGUAGUGCUUAAAAAAGUGAAAAGAAAGCAUGA
Messenger RNA from Paramecium sonneborni, 316 nucleotides. Lineage: Eukaryota; Ciliophora; Oligohymenophorea; Peniculida; Parameciidae. The record is from the annotation of a GenBank genome assembly.